AUGCAGCUGUCUGAAAAUGUGGUUAACCGCAUGAAGAAUUCCAGCCAGCCUUCCAAAGUCGGCCAGCUGACUUUUCCUCCUGCUCCUGCACCUUCCGCAUUUGGCAUCUCUAAAGGCCUGGAGAAAGACUCUAAACUGCCCAGGUCAGAGUAUGGUGGUAGCCGGCAGCCCUCAGGGGUGGAGGAGGAUCUCAAGAGGUAUAAACAGGAACAGGCCACCGUCCAGGAUGAGCUGUUCCAGGCAGCGAGGGAAAGAGAGGCAGCUAUGAAGCAUCUGAGUGCAUCCCUGCAUUCGGAGGAGGGCAGCGUUGACCAGGAGAAGCGGAAGUCAGUCCUGCUGGCCAGGGAGCUGGAGAGCCAAGAGGCAGAGCUGAGACGCUGUGACACCUUCUAUAAAGAGCAACUGGGGCACAUUGAGAAGAAGAAUGCUGAGAUGUAUAAACUAUCUUCACAGCAAUUCCAUGAGGCAGCUUCGAAAAUGGAGGGCACGAUAAAGCCCCGAAUGCUGGAGCCCGCGUGCUCAGGGCUGCAGGCCCAGAUCCUACACUGCUACCGUGACCACCUGCACGAGGUGCUCCUGUGCUCGGACCUGGUCAAGGCUUACCAGCACUGCGUGAGUGCUGCCCACAAGGGUUGAGAAGCAGCGUCAUUCUUGGCCCUGGCAGUAACGUAGAGCCCUGAAGAAGGACCAGUUAUGAGACCAUAGCCCACAGACCCCCGGGCCACAGCCAUUUCCUGCCGGGUGCCCAAGAUGCCCCUGUGCUUGGGGCCGCCAUGUGCUUAAGAAAGGGAGGAUGUGCUACUGUCCAAAAACAAAUAAAGCAACUGUCUUUGUUUUCAGUCA
Hipposideros armiger (great roundleaf bat) is the source of this 843-nucleotide messenger RNA. It is a transcript of the gene CHCHD6, whose product is annotated as coiled-coil-helix-coiled-coil-helix domain containing 6. The transcript has 8 exons. Gene Ontology annotation, biological process: cristae formation; DNA damage response. The coding region runs from base 1 to 636 and encodes 211 amino acids. The record is from RefSeq and is a predicted model, not a curated record. Lineage: Eukaryota; Metazoa; Chordata; Mammalia; Chiroptera; Hipposideridae. Gene Ontology annotation, cellular component: mitochondrion; MICOS complex.